Messenger RNA from Tauraco erythrolophus (red-crested turaco), 1362 nucleotides. RefSeq names its product acyl-CoA (8-3)-desaturase. The record is from RefSeq and is a predicted model, not a curated record. Gene Ontology annotation, biological process: lipid metabolic process. Gene Ontology annotation, cellular component: membrane. Gene Ontology annotation, molecular function: oxidoreductase activity, acting on paired donors, with oxidation of a pair of donors resulting in the reduction of molecular oxygen to two molecules of water. Lineage: Eukaryota; Metazoa; Chordata; Aves; Musophagiformes; Musophagidae.
AUGGUACCGCUGAGGGGCACUGGGGAGGUGUGUGAGGAGCAGGAUGGGGACCGGGCGGCGGGGCCGGCGCUUCGAUGCUUCACCUGGGAGGAGAUCGGGCAGCACACGGGGCGGGGGUCUCCAGAGCGCUGGCUGGUGAUUGAGAGGAAGGUGUACGACAUCAGCCACUUCUACCGGAGGCACCCGGGAGGGGCCCGACUCAUCGGUAGCCACGCCGGGCAGGACGCCACGGAUGCCUUUGUAGCAUUCCAUGUUGACAAGGUGCUGGUGAGCAGGUAUUUGAAGUCACUGCAGAUCGGGGAGCUGGCACCAGAUCAACCCAGUAUUGAGCCCACUAAAAAUAAAAUGCUGGUGAAAGACUUUCGUGAAUUGCGUGCUACUGUUGAGAAAAUGGGACUUCUGAAGCCAAAUAAACUCUUCUUCUUCAUCCUCCUCGUUCACAUCCUCCUGUUGGAUACUGCUGCUUGGCUCAUUCUCUACUGCUUUGGGACAUCCUUAGUGCCCUUUAUUGCCUCUCUGGUGGUGCUGACCAUUUCACAGGUCCAGGCUUCAUGGUUACAACAUGAUUUAGGACAUCUUUCAGUAUUCAGGAAGACCAAGUGGAACCACUUGCUGCAUAAGUUUGUAAUGUGCCAUUUGAUUGGAGCAUCAGCUAAAUGGUGGACUCUUCUGCACUCCCAGCACCAUGCCAAACCCAAUUGCUUCCGGAAAGAUCCUGAUAUUGAUAUGCACCCUUUCUUGUUUACUUUGGGGAAGAAAUUCUCUGUAGAGCUUGGGAUCAAAAAGAAAAAAUACAUGCCAUACAAUCACCAACACAAAUACUUCUUCAUCACUCUUCCUCCGCUCCUGUUUCCCACCUACUUCCACUGCCACACAUUUUAUAUUGCAUACACAAAAAGGUAUUGGGUGGACUUGGCCUGGAUGCUGACCUUCUAUAUCAGAUUCUUUCUUACUUAUGGAUCAUUAUUAGAAAUAAAGAGUCUCCUGGCAUAUUACUUUAUAUUCAGGAUGCUGGAGAGCAGCUGGUUUGUCUGGGUUUCACAGAUGAACCAUAUCCCUAUGGAUAUUUACUAUGACAAAAAUUUGGACUGGGUGUCUACUCAGCUCCAGGCAACAUGCAAUGUUGAGCAGUCUCUGUUUAAUGACUGGUUUACUGGGCAUCUGAACUUCCAGAUUGAACACCACCUAUUCCCCACAAUGCCAAGACACAACUACUGGAAGGUGGCUCCUCUGGUGAAGUCCUUGUGUGCCAAACACGGCAUUGAGUACCAAUGUAAGCCGUUGCUCACGGCUUUUGCAGACAUAGUGCACUCUCUGAAGAACUCAGGAGAGCUCUGGCUUGAUGCCUACCUACACAAAUAA